This is a messenger RNA of Meloidogyne enterolobii, 2391 nucleotides long. The record is from the annotation of a GenBank genome assembly. Lineage: Eukaryota; Metazoa; Nematoda; Chromadorea; Rhabditida; Meloidogynidae.
UUGAGCGUAUUUGUAGAUCGUUGACAGCUAUGGGGUACUUGGAAGAUGAGGCAAUUGUAAUUAUGGCAAUAAAAAAUAAAUUGCCGAGAAAUAUCGUUUUAGAACUUCUAAAGAUGGAAAAAAGUGAGAAAAAUGAAUGGAACGUCGAUAGACUGAGGCAAGGAUUGGCCGAUGUUGUGUCAUUAAGGGAAGAGGCACAGCGAUGCACCCAAAACUUAAAUACGCGAUCAGUUCAAAAUCGCGGGAUUAUACAAGUUAAUGGUGGUAACCAAAGAAAUUUUAACAAUAACCGUGUACAGGGGAGAAGAUUUGACUCUGCUAGAGUAUUUUCGUUACAGACACGGCAACGACAGCAAAGAAACGAGAAUAGAAGUAAUUUUAGAUGUCUCUUUUGUCAAGAUCAGCAUUUAGCAGGAAAUUGUACGCGGGUAAAAUAUAUUCAUGCUAGAAUGCGAAUGCUUUCAGAGCAAAAUAGGUGCUUAUUAUGUCUGAAAAAGGGUCACGCAAAAAUAGAUUGUAGAAAUAAAAUUAGAUGUAAUGUUUGUAAUGGGGAUCAUAAUCGUAUAAUUUGUCCCAAACUUGUUGAAAAAGAGAGGAAAGGAGAAGAUGAGGGUAAAAGUGAAGCAAGAGAGAAAAAUAUAACGAAAGCUAAUGUACUUUCUGUUGAAAAUAGAGGCAAGGAUGAGGUAUUAUUGAUGAAAGCUGAUUUUAAAAUUUGUGCGGAUAACGCAAUAACUUAUUCAGCUACAGGUAUUUUUGAUUCAGGCUCAACAGUUAAUUUUAUUAGCGACGAAAAGAUUAAAGAAAUGCGUUUAAAAAAGAUAAAUAAGGCAGAUUUGAAUAUUUACCCGUUUAUGCAGAAACACCCAACACGUUUAGGUACAGCGUGUUAUUUGGUUAAAAUUUUAACAGAUAGAGACGAAACGGAAGAAAUUGUUGCUUAUAAAAUAAAAAAGAAUUUAAUGCCGAGUAUAAAAUAUGCAGAUAUCACAACUGGAGAAAUUAAAACAUCAGAAAUUGUCCCUGAUAUAUUAAUUUCCAUAAAACACUUUUGGAGAUUUUUCAAUCAAGUAAAACAUCUCUCGGACUAUUUAUUUAAAGUAGAGACGUCUGUAGGACCUAUUAUAUGUGGAGAAAUUAUAAAUAAAGACAAAAAGGAAAUAUCUCAAAAUAAAAAUUUGGUAGCUAUUUUGGGAUCAAAGGAAACGAAAGAGGGAGAGGAUAUGAAUAAUUUUUGGAAUUUAGAAACGAUAGGUGUAAGAGACGACCCUAGAAAUAAAGAUGAUGAGGUUGCUAUGAAAUUUUUUGAAGACACGGUUAAAAGAAGUGAGCACGGUCGGUAUAUAGUCAAAUGGCCGUGGAAGGUCGAUAAAAGCAACUUGGCAUCAAAUUUUUCAUUAUCAUAUAAGAGAUUUUUAAGUCUAUUUGAAAAGUUAAAGAAAACACCGGAAUUAUUUGAAAAAUAUGAUAAUAUAAUAAGAGAUGACGAAAAAAGAGGAGUGAUAGAAUUGGCAGAACGAAAUAAGGAUAAUGUCGAACAUUUCCUACCACACCAUCCUGUUAUCACUCCUAAAAAGAUUCGAAUAGUUUAUGACGCAUCAGCCCGAGUUAAAGGGGGUAAAAGUUUAAAUGACCAUUUAUAUCGUGGUCCUAUAAUUAUGCCAGAUCUAGCUGGUCUUCUAAUACGUUUUCGAAUACCAAAGAUAGCGAUGUGGUCGGAUAUCGAAAAAGCAUUUCAUGCUUUAGAAUUGGACCCAGAAGAUAGAGAAGUUGUUAAAUUUAUCUGGGUUAAGGACAUUAGAGAGCCAAUAUCGUUGAAAAAUAUUCAAUACUAUAGAUUUUCGAAAGUUCCCUUUGGAGUAAUUUCGAGCCCAUUCCUUCUUUCUGCGACAGUAAGCCAUCAUUUGGGAUUAGUCGAUGAUCCAGUCGCUAAGAUAGCAAAGAAGAAUGCCUAUGUUGAUAAUUUACUUAUUGGUGUUGAAACGAAACAAGAGGGUUGGGAUGCUUAUAUUCGUUUAAAAGAAAUUUUUAAAUCGGCAGAUAUGAAUUUAAGAGAAUUUAUUACCAAUAACGAACAGUUAAAUUCAUCGCUUCCCAUCGAGGAUAGAUUAGAAAAAAGUGAGCCUAAAGUGUUGGGAAUACCAUGGAAUAUUAAAAAUGAUAAAAUAAUUGUAAAAUUCCCUCUAAUAAAUUACGUGAAAAUAACAAAAAGAAAUGUACUCUGUCAGUUAGCAAGUAUUUUUGAUCCACUCGUCGUUAUGGGAAAGUAAAAAAGAAUGGGACGAAAAUUUACGUGAAGAAGACGCUAAGGAAUGGAUAAAUAUAACCAAAGCUUGGGAAACCCAUGACAUUGAAUUGGACAGAAGAAUAAUUCAAUGUGGGUACAGAUGC